Molecule: messenger RNA, 369 nt
Organism: Cyphellophora attinorum
Lineage: Eukaryota; Fungi; Ascomycota; Eurotiomycetes; Chaetothyriales; Cyphellophoraceae
Exons: 2
Coding region: 1-369 (122 amino acids)
Source: RefSeq, a predicted model, not a curated record
AUGUCCUAUGACACGCGGACGCUCGUGUAUCCCAACAAUAUGCGGGUGUGGCCACACGAAGCGCAAGGAUUCAUAGGUUUGCUACUGCAAAGGACGGGCGUAUCCGACGGUCAAUAUCGCCGCAUUGGGUUCAUGAGAGUCUGGUCUUGUGAUCAGGGUUCAUCAUUCUGGAAAGAGUCACGAAGAUACUUUGAGGACGCAUUUACGUCCAAGAGCAUCAGAGAGGACGACUAUCAAGACUUCGACGGCAUACAGACUUAUACAAUCGAAAUUGACAUAGCUUUCACGAAUAAGCUGUUCAACCCGCUGUGCUCCACGGCGCCAGAGUCUGAUGCAGUCGUUGCGUUGAAGAGCGAAAUCAUCAGGUAG